Molecule: messenger RNA, 706 nt
Organism: Phytophthora nicotianae INRA-310
Lineage: Eukaryota; Oomycota; Peronosporomycetes; Peronosporales; Peronosporaceae
Exons: 1
Coding region: 185-517 (110 amino acids)
Source: RefSeq, a predicted model, not a curated record
AGCCGUUGAAGUGCGUGACCCUCCACGAGAGAUCCAACUCAAGAGUGAUCUUGUCAAAAGGGUCACAGUGACCGCUGGUGUGCGAUCCUAAGAGGCUUCAAGUUCCUUCCAAGCCGCCGCCGCACCCUUGAAGCAUCAGGCAUUCGAGAAUCUCCCGUCAAGAGCUCAAAAGGAUCUCCACGCUAUGAAGUUUUCGUUAGUUAUCACUGCAUUGCUGGGGAUAGCUUUUCAAGCCGUCGAGGCGUCAUUACAUCUGCGCGUGCACAUCAUGACCGAAUUGGCGAGUGCGGGUCAGCAAUGCGAGUGGGAGAACAAAGCCGUGAAGUGCGACAGCGAGACGUUUUGUCAGAAAUCUGACAGGCACACUGGAUUCUGCAUGAAGAAGAAGCCUGGACUCGGUGACCAGUGCGGUGGUAAAGGAGUGGACGGGCCGUGGGCUGUACCCUGCAAUGGUGAUGAUCUCGAGUGCGUGCUGGAAUCUGACACUAUGAGCAAGUGCCAGAAGUCGUCGGAGUAAAUUGCCGCGUCAAGGAAGGGAGACAAUAAGUCCAAUGGCUAUUUCGUUUUCUGUAGUCACUAUAUACUACAGUAGUGUUUUAUUUCUCGUAAUGCAAACACAAAUUCUGCUUAACCAUACUCAUCAGGGGUAUUGCAGUUCACUAAAUUGCUGAGUUCUUACAAUAAAACAUUUAUUAUUGAACCGACC